UUGCUGACUGGUCUCCUUCGCCAUGUGUUCCACAGGCCUCCGCGGUGAGCUGCUGCUCCUGCUCCUCUGCCCUGGCCUCAUCCUCGGGGCUGCUCUCCAACCCAUGCACUGUGCCCCAUGCACUGAAGAGGAGCUUGUGCUGUGCCCGCCGGUGCCUGCCAGCUGCCCUGAAACUGCUCAUCCGCCAGGCUGUGGCUGCUGCCAUACCUGUGCCCUCCAGCUGGGGGAGCCCUGUGGAGUAUACGCAGCCCGCUGUGGCCGGGGGCUCAGGUGCUCUGUGCCCCCAGAGGAACCCCGGCCCCUGCACGCCCUCCUCCAUGGGCAGGGCACCUGCCUUCCCGCCUCUGACACGGCAGAGGCUGCAGAGUCCCUGGAAGCAGAAGACAUGCCCCAUGAAGACCGUGACAUGACAGCUGAUCAGCAGGACAACACCCAGCUGACGUUUGCUGCUGGCCAAGAUAAGCCUGUCCCUUGGAAUUCGGUCGCUGCCCACGAAAGUGUGAAAGCCAGGAGACUGAAUGAACUUAAGAAGUUAAAGAAACAAGCACCAUGUAAAAAAGAACUCUACAAGGCGCUGGAGAAGUUAACCAAAGAUCAACAAAGAAUCGGAGGAGAGAUAUACAGAUUCUAUUUGCCCAACUGUAAUCGGAAUGGAUUUUACCACAGCAAGCAGUGUGAAACUUCACUUGAUCGAAGUCCUGCAAAAUGCUGGUGUGUCUAUCCAAAAGAUGGGAGCAGAAUUCCUGGAUCCAUCGAAGUGACUGGCAACCCUGAAUGUGAACAGUAUUUUGACUCACAAGAAUAAGAGCAAAUAUACAACAAAGUUUAUGCAAGUAGACUCCAAUUUUUCCACAGUCAAGGAAACCCUCAGGCAGCAGGUCUUUCAGCACAGACUGGUCACACAGCCUAGUCCUAGGCAUGAUUUCUCAGAGGCAAAGCCCCCAUGAUCCCAGGAUGCGCUGCCUGUCAGUGCACACUGUGACCUAGUGUUGCAGGGGAAAUCACCAAUAUUGUGUGAUCUUGUAAUCUUAAAGAAAAUUGGACAGUGGAGAUGCUGGACCUUCACACCUUCAAAUGUAGAAAUAACAGUAGCAGGACUACUUUUGUAGCCUGAUCAUAUUUCAUGAUUCAUAAACAGUGCUGGAUUAUUUAUUUUAAAUUUUUUAUAUAUUUUAUUUGUCUGCAUUAUUAACUUAUAAAUCUGUAUUCUUCAACACUUUGAUACUUAAUAUAUGAUACUUUUAAUAUUGUUUCUCUGAAAAUAUGCACUUUUUCUGUUUUCAAAGAGCACUGUAGAUCAGUUAAUAGAGUGCAAAAAUUAUGGAGAAAAUAGUUUUGUCAAUGAUUACUUUUGUAUCAUGUAUUUAUGCCAUUUGAAAGUGUAGUGUAGAUAUGAGAACGACACCGAGUACAGUUCUAGUAUUUAUUUAAAAGCCUAUUCCAUUUUCUUUUUCUUUCUUUCUUUUUAUUAUGCUUUAUUAUAAACACCACCAAAAAUCAAAAAGAAAAACCAUACAUCUAUGCCAAUUGUUACACCAAAUACAAAAUAAACAAAAGAAUAAAACCAUAUAUUCUGACAGUAGAUCUUCUUCAAGUACAUCUAACUUCCCGUCUUCUCCAUACUUCAUUUAAUAUUUACAAACUUAUUGCAUAAACCUGUCUGUUCAUUUUAUAAUAAAGUAUUAUUCUCCUAU
Messenger RNA from Podarcis raffonei (Aeolian wall lizard), 1694 nucleotides. It is a transcript of the gene IGFBP1, whose product is annotated as insulin like growth factor binding protein 1. Gene Ontology annotation, molecular function: insulin-like growth factor I binding; insulin-like growth factor II binding. The record is from RefSeq and is a predicted model, not a curated record. The coding region runs from base 23 to 805 and encodes 260 amino acids. Lineage: Eukaryota; Metazoa; Chordata; Lepidosauria; Squamata; Lacertidae. Gene Ontology annotation, cellular component: extracellular region. The transcript has 4 exons. Gene Ontology annotation, biological process: regulation of insulin-like growth factor receptor signaling pathway.